AUGGGUGCAGAGAAGAAGGGUGAUGCCCUUCUGGUAGCUGCGGUGAUUGAGGAAUGUGGUGGCUUUUGGGCGCGGCGGAACGGGAGCCGUCUGCCCUGGCGCCGGGCGGCCGCGGCCGUGGCGUACGCCUGUCUGUUCAAGUACAUUAUCAUCGGCGACACAGGCGUUGGUAAAUCAUGCUUAUUGCUACAGUUUACAGACAAGAGGUUUCAGCCAGUGCAUGACCUUACUAUUGGUGUAGAGUUCGGUGCUCGAAUGAAAACUAUUGAUGGGAAACAGAUAAAACUUCAGAUUUGGGGUACAGCAGGUCAGGAGUCCUUUCGUUCCAUCACAAGGUCGUAUUACAGAGGUGCAGCAGGGACUUUACUAGUGUAUGAUAUUAUAAGGAGAGACACAUUCAACCACUUGACAACCUGGUUAGAGUAUGCCCGCCAGCAUUCCAAUUCCAACAUGGUCAUUAUGCUUACUGGAAAUAAAAGUGAUUUAUGUAAGGCCAACUGGCCCGAGGCAGGGGAACGCAAUCAGACUCCCAGGUUGAAACUGACCUGGAGACUUUCCGGACCACCCAGUUCCGGAAACUGACCUGGGGACUUUCCACCCGGCCCAGCCUUCCCGCCUUUCGAGGGGCGGGACUAACGGUCCCCCAAGAUACCCGAAAAGACCACCAAAUAAGGAAUACCCUGCGCCCUCCCGGAUUCACCACACCCCUUUCCCUUCUUCCCCUAUAAAUUCUGCCCAAACCCUUGCCCGGGCGCGACUUCUCCAGCCCCUCUCUUUCGGGCCAGUGAACUUCUCCCGGGAGCGUUCCCAAAUAAAGCUUGUUUAAGCUCUCCUCCGUUUUUGGUGCUGUUCCUUACAAUUUAGAAUUUAGAAGAGAAGUAAAAAAAGGUG
Molecule: messenger RNA, 891 nt
Organism: Orcinus orca (killer whale)
Lineage: Eukaryota; Metazoa; Chordata; Mammalia; Artiodactyla; Delphinidae
Product: ras-related protein Rab-2A-like
Exons: 2
Coding region: 1-582 (193 amino acids)
Cellular component (GO): Golgi apparatus
Molecular function (GO): GTP binding; GTPase activity
Source: RefSeq, a predicted model, not a curated record